ACCAAUUCCAAAUUAAUCUGAUUCUCUAUUGUGCGUUGCCCUGCUUCAGCUUCAGCUUCAUAGGGCUUGUUGGCGGUGUCAGAAUCAGAAGAACACAAAGCUCACUGAAUCGAAGCCCUUCAUUUUGAUUUUCUUCCUCGUCACUGCGCAUCAUGUACAGAGUUGCAGCUUCAUCAUUCAGAAGGCAUCUCAAGGGCCAUGGAGGUAACUUGGGAUCCAUUAGGUUUUCAACUUCGGCCGCGGUAGCUGCAAGGACUUCAUCUGGUGGUUUGUUUAGCUGGCUUACUGGAGAGCGUUCUAGUGCUCUUCCUCCUCUUGACAUACCCCUUGGUGGCGUUGCUCUCCCAGAUUCACUUCCAGAUUUCGUCGAACAAAGCAAGACCAAGAUCACAACACUCUCCAAUGGACUCAAAAUUGCAUCAGAGACCUCGCCUAACCCUGCAGCUUCAAUUGGGUUAUAUCUUGACUGUGGUUCCAUCUAUGAGACGCCAUUUUCAAGCGGGGCUUCACACUUGCUAGAGCGAAUGGCUUUCAAAAGCACAACAAACCGUAGUCACUUUCGCAUUGUAAGGGAAGUAGAAGCAAUUGGUGGUAAUGUAGGAGCCUCAGCCUCUCGGGAGCAAAUGGGUUAUACAUUUGAUGCCUUAAAGACCUAUGUUCCACAAAUGGUUGAAUUACUGGUUGACUGUGUAAGGCACCCAGCCUUCUUGGAUUGGGAAGUCAAUGAAGAGCUUCGGAAAGUAAAAGCAGAGCUUGGAGAACUCUCUAACAAUCCCCAGGGCUUGCUUUUGGAAGCAAUUCACUCUGCUGGUUAUUCUGGUGCAUUGGCUUAUCCUCUUUUGGCUCCUGAAGCAGCACUAAACAGAUUGGAUGGCCCCAGUUUAGAGGAAUUUGUUGCUGAGAAUUACACAGCACCUAGAAUGGUACUUGCAGCAUCUGGGGUUGAGCACGAAGAGCUUCUAUCUAUUGCUGAGCCACUUCUCUCUGAUCUACCAAAGGUUCCCUGUCCUGAAGAACCAAAGUCUGUCUAUGUCGGGGGUGAUUUUCGUCGUCAUGGUGAAGGGGGUACACAUGUUGCUAUUGCUUUUGAAGUGCCUGGUGGCUGGCAAAAGGAGAAAGAUGCUAUUGUUUUGACUGUUUUACAGAUGCUUAUGGGAGGAGGUGGGUCAUUCUCAGCAGGGGGGCCUGGAAAAGGGAUGCACUCAAGGCUAUAUCUUAAUGUGCUGAAUGAAUAUCAGCAGAUUCAAUCUUUUUCUGCAUUCAACAGUAUCUUCAAUAAUACAGGACUGUUUGGCAUUUAUGCAAGCACUAGCCCUGAUUUUGUGCCAAAAACUGUUGAUAUAGCAGCCAAAGAACUAAUAGCAAUUGCUUCCCCUGGACAAGUUACACAGGUACAGCUUGACCGAGCCAAAAAAUCCACAAAGUCUGCAGUUCUAAUGAAUCUGGAAUCUAGAAUGAUUGCAUCAGAAGAUAUAGGGAGGCAGAUUUUGACUUAUGGAGAAAGGAAGCCUGUGGAACAGUUCUUGAAGGCUGUAGAUGAAAUCACGUUGAAUGAUAUCACUAAAAUUGCUCAAAAGAUUAUUUCCUCACCUUUGACCAUGGCAUCAUAUGGGGAUGUCAUGAAUGUGCCAAGUUAUGAAUCUGUUAACAGCAAGUUCCAUGCAAAAUGAAAUUGCAUGUGAUCCACCAGCUCAUUAUAUUUUCUGGAUCACAAGCAUGCCUACUUCAAAUUUUCGAGAGCAAUAUACACCGAAUCAGCAAUGCUGAAAAUAAAUCCCAGAGAAGUUUUUGUGCGGACCUGAGGAACCAUUUAUUCUGGUUCCAUGUUUUUUUUAAUUUUUUUUUAUAUAACGAUUUGCCUUAGUGUAUUAGGUGCAUGGUCUCAUGACUAAUGCUCACCUCAAUUUUUUAUUUAUGAAUUAAUUUUCUCAACAGAGCACAAAAGCCAACCCACGCAUGAAUAGUUAAAGAAAUUGCAAGUAAUAUACUCAUCAAUCAAAUAUAAUUUUCUAACA
Glycine soja is the source of this 2015-nucleotide messenger RNA. RefSeq names its product mitochondrial-processing peptidase subunit alpha-like. The record is from RefSeq and is a predicted model, not a curated record. Gene Ontology annotation, biological process: proteolysis. Bases 153 to 1670 code for a protein of 505 amino acids. Gene Ontology annotation, cellular component: mitochondrion. The transcript is spliced from 13 exons. NCBI's taxonomy places the organism in Eukaryota, Viridiplantae, Streptophyta, Magnoliopsida, Fabales, Fabaceae. Gene Ontology annotation, molecular function: metalloendopeptidase activity; metal ion binding.